UCUAACUGUUUAUUUUUGACCCGACGCGCACGAGCUUUUUUGUUAAGUAUUUUCUAUAUUUUAGACCAAAUUGCAGGCGGGUUAACGCAAAAUGACGGAUUUCAAUGCGUCCGCAGCCAUGCUGCCAUUGGACGAGUACUACCAACAGUGUGUAAUACCAAAACCAAUAGUUCCGCCCCGUUACUCCAGUAAUCCCAUUCCAAAGAAAAACAGACGCCAGGCCGGGCACCUGAGGUCUUACAGGGAGGUGGGCCAAGAUGACGACGACGAGGAUGAGGACGAGGAUAUCAUGGGCGCCGAGCUGGAGAGGAACUACCAGGAGGAAGGCGCCAGCAAUGCCAAUCUCAACUUUGAGAUGAACGACUUCAAUAAGAUGUACUGGGAGGAGGCGGGUUUGCCGAAUCCGGAACUCUCGCAAGGCUCUGCCCAGUGGCACACUUACGGCAACAACUUGAACCGGCCAGCGGGAGCACCUUCUCUGGUGCCCAAUGAACCGGCACGUGGCAGUGUCAAGUCGCGUCUGGAUCUGAGAAAUGGAUCACGUUUUCGAAACAAUAAUAACCAGGGGCGCCAUUUUAACAACUCACAACAUCGCAACAACUUUCACCGCGGACAGCAGCAGGCGCAGAGCGACAUGGAGCACCGCAUGCGUACCGCCUACAACGCCUUCAGCAGCCAGACAACAACCAGCCAAGCCAUACAUCCAGGCGACGUAUUAACGAACAUAAACAAUCAUUUCCAGUAUCCUCAACAGGGCCCCAGUGACCUGCUCACCAGCACCAACAUGAGGGGAUUCGAGCCCAACGACUGGACCGGCUCCAGUUCAAUCAACUCCCUGAUCGAUUCGGUCUCCAAUAUCCCGGAUAAUCGUGUCAAUAAUCGUGUGGGCUUGAGUUCGCACAUUACCCCAUUGAACGACAAAUUUGGCAGUGGAGCACAGGAUUACUAUCUUCAGGAGCCGAGCUUGGACACCACCAACGAUUCCGAGAGCAUGAAAGUCAGUAAAAUGGCCCAUAACGUGCUACUCUUGCUCAAGAGCGUCGCUCAGAGGACCGAGCAAGGUGCAUCAACUGACUUUUUGCAGAACAUCGACUGGAUGAACGGACCGGUAGAAGAUCCCCAAAGUGACGAUAUGCCAGGAUUGGUCGGGCAGUACCAGCAGCAGCGCUUCAACUAGUCAUCCAAUCUGUAUUAAGUUAUUUUUUAAGAACCAACAUCACGAUGUUCAAAUUCGAAUUAGUUGGGAUUGGCGGGCACUUUCUGUGCGAAUUGUUAUUGUUGUGCAGAGCAAGAAGAAGAUUUCGGUGAGGUUCAGUGAAUGGCAGCGAGUGAAUAGACGACGACGACGACGACGACGACGGAGGUUUUUUUAUAUACAAUACAUAUUUCGGCUGAUAAGAACAGGCUGGGCCGCUUAUCAGCAAUGCACAACAAGAAGCACACACGGACGGGCGAGAUGUGAGAAGCGAAAGCGGACGAAAAUAGAAACAAACGGCGAUAAAUUUACAGCGAAGGCGAAUUUUUAUACAUAAGCGAAGUGCCGCAGAGGAAUAGAGUAGUAAUCCAAUCAGUUAAUCAGCCAAACAGCCGGAGUGCGACGUGAAAAUGAUCAGUGGGAACGGAUAGCGAGAUAGUGAGCAGUGAUCGUAACUCCGGAUAGUGCUAAAUAUCAACCCAAACCCAACCUAUGUGUUGUGCCUUGUCGAAUGUAGAACGGCCACCUAAUUUGUUAAUUUUUUGUUGGUCAAAUGCCGACGGAGGCAGCCAACUAAACAAAGAGCCAUUGAUUCUUUUCAUUUAGUAACUUGUACAUCCUAGUUUUGUAGCGGUACCAAACUCAUAAACCCGCAAAUAAUAAUAGACAAUAAACUUAAAUCAGAACCC
Drosophila elegans is the source of this 1884-nucleotide messenger RNA. RefSeq lists its product as uncharacterized. The transcript is spliced from 3 exons. The record is from RefSeq and is a predicted model, not a curated record. Bases 92 to 1177 code for a protein of 361 amino acids. Lineage: Eukaryota; Metazoa; Arthropoda; Insecta; Diptera; Drosophilidae.